Messenger RNA from Capsella rubella, 2050 nucleotides. RefSeq names its product WRKY transcription factor 6. Gene Ontology annotation, molecular function: DNA-binding transcription factor activity; sequence-specific DNA binding. NCBI's taxonomy places the organism in Eukaryota, Viridiplantae, Streptophyta, Magnoliopsida, Brassicales, Brassicaceae. Gene Ontology annotation, biological process: regulation of DNA-templated transcription. The record is from RefSeq and is a predicted model, not a curated record. The coding region runs from base 147 to 1871 and encodes 574 amino acids. The transcript is spliced from 6 exons.
CCAAACCCUUUUUAUAGGAGAGUCUUAUGUUCUGGCAGAAGACUUCACAAACUCUUUCUUAAUCUCUCUCUUUCGACCAAACCAAACCCCAAAGAAAAAAUCUUUAUUCUUUCGUUAAUCUCGUGAUCUUCUUUCUUCUUCUAUAUAUGGACAGAGGAUGGUCUGGUCUCACUCUUGAUUCAUCUUCUCUUGAUCUUUUAAACCCUAAUAAUCGUAUCAUCGCUCAUAAUAACAAUCACCGACGCUUCUCGAAUCCUUUGACGACGACUACUAUGUCAAGAAUUGGCGAUGGUGAUGAAGAUGGUGAUCAUAAUGAUCAGAAGACGAAAAUUUCAACCAACGGUAGUGAGUUUAGGUUUCCCGUGAGUCUUUCAGGUAUACGUGACCGUGAAGAUGAUGAUUUUUCUUCCGGAGCCGCCGGAGAUAACGACCGUGAAGUUCCCGGCGAAGUUGAUUUCUUUUCCGACAAGAAGUCUAGGGUUUGUCGUGAAGACGACGGUGGGUUUCGUGUUAAGAAAGAAGAACAAGAUGAUCGAACUGACGUAAAUACUGGUUUGAAUCUUCGAACAACGGGUAAUACAAAGAGUGAUGAGUCAAUGAUCGACGAUGGAGAAUCUUCUGAAAUGGAAGAUAAGCGUGCGAAAAUUGAGUUGGUUAAGUUACAAGAUGAGUUGAAGAGGAUGACAAUGGAUAAUCAAAAGCUAAGAGAAUUGCUUACACAAGUGAGCAACAGUUACACUUCACUUCAGAUGCAUCUUGUUUCACUAAUGCAACAGCAACAGGAACAACAACAGAGCAAUAAUAAGGUAAUAGAGGCUGCUGAGAAACCUGAGGAGACGAUAGUACCAAGGCAAUUUAUUGAUUUAGGCCCUAUGAGAGCAGCGGGCGACGCGGGGGAGGUUUCGAAUUCUUCAUCCGAUGAAAAAACUCGUUCGGGCGGUUCUUCUCCGGCCAACGAGGUGAGAGAUAGGAAGAGACUUGCGCGCGAAGAAACCCCCGAAACCGAGUCUAACAAAGUUCAGAAGGUGAAUAUUACUAACCAGUCGACAUUUGAUCAAUCCGCUGCUGAAGCUACGAUGAGGAAAGCCCGUGUAUCGGUUCGUGCCCGAUCAGAAGCUCCCAUGAUAAGCGAUGGAUGUCAAUGGAGGAAGUACGGUCAGAAGAUGGCUAAAGGGAAUCCUUGUCCACGGGCUUAUUACCGUUGCACGAUGGCCACGGGUUGUCCCGUUCGCAAACAAGUUCAACGUUGUGCGGAAGACAGAUCAAUUCUGAUAACCACUUACGAAGGAAACCACAACCAUCCUUUGCCCCCAGCCGCGGUGGCAAUGGCUUCCACCACCACGGCUGCGGCCAACAUGUUGCUAUCCGGGUCAAUGUCUAGUCACGAUGGGAUGAUGAACCCUACAAAUUUACUAGCUAGGGCUGUUCUUCCUUGCUCAACAAGCAUGGCCACAAUCUCAGCCUCGGCUCCGUUUCCCACCGUCACAUUAGACCUCACCCACUCUUCUCCACCACCUACUAAUGGUUCCAACCCUUCCACUUCCGCAGCCGCCACUAUCGACAACAACACGCAAAAUAACUCAUUGAUGCAACGUCCACAGCAACAACAACAACAACAGCAAAUGGGGAAUUUACCACCGGGGAUGCUACCUCAUGUGAUAGGACAAGCAUUGUAUAACCAAUCCAAGUUCUCAGGGCUUCAGUUCUCCGGUGGCUCUCCCUCGACGGCGGCGUAUUCUCAGUCACACGCGGUGGCUGAUACAAUAACGGCACUCACAGCUGACCCGAAUUUCACGGCAGCUCUUGCAGCCGUUAUAUCUUCUAUGAUCAAUGGUUCGAACCAUGGCGAAGGAAACAACAAAAACCAAUAGAAAAUAAAAAAAUACAAAUGUUUUUUUGGUGUCAUCAAUUUUUUUUUUCUUUUUACAAUUACAACUGGGUUAAUAGGAAACAGAGUUUUAAAUUUCAUUGAUUCAUAUUUGUUCUGUUUCGUAACCAAAAAUUCCAGUAAAUAUACAAAAAGAAAAAUAUAUAAUUUAAUUUUCGGAUA